UAUGAAACAAACGUGCAGAGAAUUCGUUCCCAAGGGGGGCCAAUGGCGACUAUGCGAGCUCCGGGGCUGGCGGCAAGCAGGUCUCGUUUGCAAAGUAUCAAGCUUGCUAGAGAAACGAUUGAAGAUAUUAUUAGUCUCAGAUCAUUCAAAACUCACUCCUCCAUUUAUUUAUUGCGCAGUAUCAGCCUCCAGCUGCCGCUCAGCUUAUCUGAGACAUCUUCGAGGCGAGCUGUGCAACAGGCGCUGAUUUUGACCAGUACGAGCUCAGAUGAGUAUAAACAGCAGCUCAAUGGCAAUAGCAAGGCGGGUCCAACUCCAGUGCACGCAAGAGAGACUGUAAAAGCUGUAGCGCACGAAGUCAUGGGAACGCACAUUGACGAAAACGCCCCGUUAAUGUCAGCCGGCUUAGACUCAAUCGCAGCCAUAGAAUUUGUGAACACGCUAUCCGAAAGAUUGUGUUUGAAGAUAGAGCAUACUGCUCUGUUUGACCAUCCCACGCUCAAUUCACUUGCAGGCUUCCUGUCAAGCGAGAUCGCUAUCAACGAUGAGGCUACAACGUCACCCCGUGAAGAAAAACAAUCUGUGGCUGAGGUGUCUGUCCUAGAAACGAGAGAAGAGCGCACUAUCACUAUUGCCGCUUGGGAUUUCUCGGUCGCCGGCGGCAUCACCACUGCAUCUGAGUUGCGCUCGCUUACGAUGCGCGCACUCACCGUAAACACAAACGUCCCCGUUGACCGAUGGACAACGCCGACACCUGGUGCCGGUCAUUCUGCGGCAUACGGGUCAUUUUUGUCACCAGAUCAGCUCGGCCUCGACCACGGGGCCUUUGGAAUUUCCCUCGCGGAGGCGCGGUCGAUGGACCCGCAGCAGAGUCUCGUGCUGAGUGUCGGGUAUGGUGCCUUGAUCAAAGGUAGCAAUUCGACAGUUUCGCGAAGUGCGUUCACCAACUCCAAUAUUGGAGUCUUCGUCGGAGUAGAGCCAAGUGGACUUGAAUAGAAAGAAGCCAGCGUCUUCUCGGCCAGUGGCGGAGCAAGUUCAGUAACAUCUGGACGGCUCUCAUUCAGCCUCGGCCUUGUCGGGCCUUGUUACUCGAUAGACGUGGCAUGUGCCUCCUCACUGGCGGCGCUACAUACUUGCAUAAUGACCCUUAGGGAGGGCACUUCAUGCGAGGAAGGACUUGGAAUCGGCACCAAGGUGCUUAGUGAGGCCAUAAACUAUGCGACUUCUGUGGCGGGAAUGACCUCAGCUCGCGGACGGUGCCACACGUUCGACCAGCGGGCGGACGGCUACUGCCGCGGUGAGGGCUGUGGCGCGUUUCUCGUGCGAUCGCGGGCCUCGAUCGGCGUGGAGGUGCUCGGGUCUGACGUGCAACAGGACGGCCCCAGUGCCAGCUUGACGGCGCCAAAUGGGUCGUCUCAGAAGCGGCUGAUCGAGAGCGUAUCACGCGCUAUUACUGACAAGGAUGAUAGUCCGAGUUUGGAAGCGCACGGCACCGGGACAGCGCUCGGCGAUCCGAUUGAGGUAUGUUACUAUUUGUCGUCAAUUCAUUUCAAUGAAACUUUGCAUUUGUAGGUGGGAGCUGCUGUUCGUGCUCUUUGCAACGAGUCAAACGGACCCGCUGUACAAUGUACCUCUCUGAAGUCGAAUUUGGGUCACUUGGAAGCUGCUGCGGCGGCUGCUGGUCUAUCGUCGCUGAUCAUCGGGCCUCUGUUGGCGGGAGCUGUCGCCAUCAACGCGCAGCUGCGCGGGUACGUUCUUAUGUCGUGUUCGUUCGUUCGUUCGUUCGUUAAAUUACUGAUAUUCUCACCUUUAGGUUGAAUGUGCACCUGUCAUCGAUCGUGUCAGCUAAACCAUUCGAGAUGCCCGUCUAAGUGCUACCUCGCGAUACUUACACCCAGCGGACGUCCCGACUGAGUUCGUUUGGCUUCAGCGGAACAAUUGCGCACGGAGCGUUUGGCAUUCACAGACUGGCAGUAGCGGACAAGCUAAUCAACUCUUCGGCUAUUUCGAUCUAUCGGGCGCAACAUAGUCACCAAGGUCUCUAAGUGAAGCAUUUCAGGCGGCUUGCAGUAUUUCAUAGGUCUCGUAGAGACACAAGCAAACUUACGCCAGAGGCACAGUCGGCAAUGUAUUGCAGAGAAUAUCAAUUUGCGCAGCCAGAUUGUCACUUGCGCGGUAGAGCACCAUAUCAAUAUGCUGACCAAGAAGCUGUUGCCAAGUCUCUCUCGUAUAGAACCCAGCCGAUCAACGGCUUCGAUGGGCUCGACACAGUCUUCUGUGGUCAUUGCCAGCAAUUGUCAAAGGUCUCGCAUGCCAAAAUCUAUCUUGCGGUAGCAGGCAAUCGUGCUGUAGGAGUCGAAGCCGAGCUGUUGAGAAUAGCACUCGCUAAGUUGCAGCUGCCAGAGCUGCAUGGUCCGAUUCCUUGCGAUGACAUGAUAAACAAUUGUGUGCACUCGCAGCUUGUAUUGAUAAACGAUCCGACAAGUCUUGGAUUUAUACAAGGAAGAACAGACAAAACUAUCCAGUCAGGUAGUCUCCUAGGAAAAUCAGUGCGGAGCGUCCAAAUACCAGGAUUGACGAGAUCACGCCCUAAAUUGGGUCUUCGAUGGGCCAAUGACGACGGGAUAGCUUUAGCUAGUGUUGCGAAGUCCACAUCAUUCCAUGUGCCACCUAACGUGUGUUUGCUGCGCUGCGCCUGUUUCCAGCAAGUCAAACUGCCCGAGCGAUCUCAAAGCCCUGCAAAGCAACAGAUCGUGUCCAAUGCAUCAACAUCAGCCGAGUCACACACAAGCGCCCCCGCGCCUUCUACUCCACUCAACGCUCUUGGCGAGGUUCGUGCUGCGGCGCUUGAAGUCAUGGGCACAGACAUUGAUAUAAAUGCGCCGCUUAUGUCGGCUGGCCUGGACUCCAUUGCAGUUGUUGAGCUCGUGAACACACUGUCCAAACGAUUUGGUAUUGAGAUACAGCAAACUGCUCUGUUCGACCAUCCCACGCUUGAUUCGCUUGCCAGCUUCUUAUCGAGCGAGCUCGCUAGCAUUGAUGUGGUCGAUGCACUACCUCGCGAGGAAAACCAACCCGUGGCUGAGGUGCGGGUACUCGAAACAAGAAAUGAGAGGCAUAUCACCAUUGCCGCUUGGGACUUCACGCUUGCCGGAGGGAUCACUACUUCCUCAGAGCUGCGUUCCCUAUCGAUGCGCGCCCUCAGCGUGAACACAGACGUCCCUCUUGCGCGAUGGGCGACUCCGACGCCCGGUGCCAAGCCAUCGGCAGCCUACGGAUCGUUCAUGACUUCGGAUCAGCUCUCUUUAGACCACGGGGCCUUUGGCAUUUCCCUCGCCGAGGCGCGGUCGAUGGACCCCCAGCAGGGUCUCGUGCUGAGUGUUGGGUACAGUGUGCUGCGCCAAUGUAGUGAUUUCUCGUCCUCGCGAAGUUCGUUCACAAACUCUAAUAUUGGCGUAUUUGUUGGUGUGGAGUCAAGUGGACUCGAGAGGAAAGAAGCGAGUGUGUUCUCGGCCAGCGGUGGCGCCUUAUCUGUCACAGCGGGCCGGCUCUCGUUCAGCCUCGGCCUCGUCGGACCGUGCUACUCGAUCGACGCAGCGUGCGCGUCCUCCCUGGCGGCACUCCACGCGUGUGUCACGACGCUAUAGAAUGGCAAAGAAUGCGAUGAUGGCGUGACGAUUGGCACCAAGGUGCUCAGCGAAGCCACAAACUACGCGACCUCGAUCGGCGGCAUGACGUCAGCGCGUGGACGGUGCCACACGUUCGACCAGCGGGCGGACGGCUACUGUCGCGGCGAAGGCUGCGGCGCGUUUCUCGUGCGAUCAAAAGCAUCGGCUGGCGUGGAUGUGCUGGGGUCUGCCGUACAGUAAGACGGCCCGAGCGCAAGCCUGACGGCGCCAAACGGAUCAUCUCAGAGGCGGCUGAUCGAGAGCGUAUCGCUGUGUAAUCAUGACAAAAACGGAAAGUUGAGUCUGGAGGCGCACGGCACCGGGACGGCGCUCGGUGAUCCCAUCGAGGUACGUUAC
This is a messenger RNA of Pelagomonas calceolata, 4025 nucleotides long. The record is from the annotation of a GenBank genome assembly. NCBI's taxonomy places the organism in Eukaryota, Pelagophyceae, Pelagomonadales, Pelagomonadaceae.